Molecule: messenger RNA, 1473 nt
Organism: Cutaneotrichosporon oleaginosum
Lineage: Eukaryota; Fungi; Basidiomycota; Tremellomycetes; Trichosporonales; Trichosporonaceae
Molecular function (GO): hydrolase activity, acting on carbon-nitrogen (but not peptide) bonds, in linear amidines
Source: RefSeq, a predicted model, not a curated record
CAUGUCGGCACGCCGAUGGUGGGCUCGUUGGAGGUUUCCGCCACCUGCGUUCCGCUGAGCGUGAGCACGCAAGUUGGGAUAAAAGUUGAAGACCUUGUUGAACUAAUCGUGCUUACCCUUCACGGAACAGGAUUCGCACAGUAUGACCAUCCAGACUCCCAAAACCAACUCCGCACGCAUGAACGCGACCAUCCAAGCCUCGUGCGAAUGGGGCUGCACGCCGGACGGCGGCAUGGCACGUCUGGCUCUGAGCGACGCCGACGCAUCCGUGCGCCGGUGGUUCAUCGCCGAGACAAAAGCCCUAGGCUGCGCAGUCCACAUCGAUGCUAUGGGCAACAUCUUUGCGGUGCGCCCAGGCCGCUACGACCUACCUCCUAUUGCAGUGGGCAGCCACUUGGACACUCAGCCCACGGGGGGGCGAUACGACGGCAUCCUUGGCGUGCUCGCUGGCCUCGAGAUACUGCGCGCUCUGGACGAGGCGGCUUACAGGACCGCUUACCCCGUCGCGGCUGUGUGCUGGACGAACGAGGAGGGCGCACGCUUCGUUCCCUCCUGUCUCGGAAGCGGGGUGUACGCUGGCGCUCUGUCCCUCCAGUACGGCCACUCGCGCACGGACGAGGCGGGGGUGAGCGUACGCGCCGAACUAGAGCGGCACGGCAUGCUGGGCGAGUUGGAGGCGUCGCACACUUCCAACCCCCUGACAGCCCACUUCGAGCUGCACAUCGAGCAAGGCCCGAUUCUUCACGAGGCUAAGCAGCCCGUCGCGGCCGUGAGCGGCGUGCAGGGCUGGCGGUGGUUCGAGAUCGCGCUGCAAGGGCGGGGCAGCCACGCGGGCACCACGCCGUUCGCGUAUCGUCGCGACCCCCUUAUCGCGUUUGCCAAGCUCGUGCUCGCGGCCGAGCGCGUCGCGCAGUCUCUCGGCGGGCUGUGUACGAUCGGGCGGGUGGGAAGCACCGCGGCCCAGAGCACAAACUGCGUCAUGGACGAUGUCGUUUUCCACCUCGAUCUCCGGCAUCACACAGCUGAAGGGAUGGCGGCGCUCGAGGGCACGAUGCGGGCCGAAUUUGCAACUAUCAUCGCCGGGGAGGAGGGUGUGGAAAUCACCCGGUGGGACACGCUCACGGCUGUUCAGCCAACCGUGUUUGAUACCGAGGCCGUGGCGUGUGUGCGCCAUGCGGCGGAGGCGACGGGCAUGGCGCACGAGGACCUGGUCAGUGGCGCCGGCCACGACUCGGUGUUCACUGCACGUACGUGUCCCACGGCCAUGUGUUUCAUCCGCUGCCGCGAUGGAAUCAGCCACCACCCGAGCGAGUAUGCGACGCCAGAGGACAUCGCUGUCGGGACUGAGGUCCUUCUCCAAGCUGUGCUGGCGUAUGAGCGCAAGUUGACGGCCAAGCUGGAGCAUAAGUCGUAGCUGAAAUGUAUCCUCCCGCUGAAAAAGCCCUAGCUUAGCAACUGCAAUGAAAUGUACAC